Messenger RNA from Malassezia pachydermatis, 921 nucleotides. RefSeq lists its product as hypothetical. The transcript is spliced from 4 exons. Gene Ontology annotation, molecular function: actin filament binding. Bases 1 to 921 code for a protein of 306 amino acids. The record is from RefSeq and is a predicted model, not a curated record. Lineage: Eukaryota; Fungi; Basidiomycota; Malasseziomycetes; Malasseziales; Malasseziaceae. Gene Ontology annotation, cellular component: catalytic step 2 spliceosome; striated muscle dense body; nucleolus.
AUGACAGGCAAGUCGAUGCGAUUGACAUUCAAGGGCGACAAACCCAAACGGAAACGCACGAAGAGUAGUGAUGAAAAGCGCGCGUCUAAGCGUGCCCAAGUGACUGGUGACGAGUCCGACGUUGAAAUGUAUGGAGGCGAUGAACAAGCGUGGGUCCCGCCUGCGACAUGUGGGGAAGUCACUGGGCCGACAUUUGUACACCAGCGCCAACAGAAUGGAUCUGCGCUCGUCCUCACGUACAAUGCUCCUCUCUCACAAGUAGAGACGACAACUGUCGAGCAGCCUGACAUCCCUCUCGAAAUGGUCGAAGACGGUGCAACCAUUGCGGCCACUGAUGUUGCACCCAACACCGUGCACCAGGUUUGGGUGGCUACGAAUAUUCCUAUGAGCAGCAAAUGGACGUUGAAAAGUACACAAGGCACGUUCCUUGGCUGUGACAAAUAUGGCGAAGUCAUCGCGACCAAUGAAGCGCGGGGUCCACAGGAAGAAUGGACUCUGUAUCAGGUGGAUGUCAUGCCAUCCUCGGACGACCGUAUUUUGGCUGGUCCGCGCCGUGGUUUCGCGUUCCAGUCGAUGUAUGGCGGCUACCUUGCCCUGGACGAUCCGACUGAGACGCAGGCUAAGCGUCGUUUGCGUGCCGACGGCCAAGAGGUGACGUCGUUGAGUGUGUGGGAUUUGAACGUGCAGUGGAAAUUCCGGCAUGCUUAUCGACAAAUGCAUCGCGCGACCAAAGUGGCUCCUACAGCGCAAGCAAGUUUGCUUGACGAAGAACGACUCUCUCGCUCAAGGCAGGGCUGGAAUGCUGGCACCUCGCAUCACUUUACCAAAGAGUCGCGACGCGAAUUGGUCCAAGCGCAGCGGGAAGGCCGUCUAGCAGAGGCCAUGCUGGAUCGGCGUGCGAAGUUGAAAAUUUACAUCUAA